AUGGAGGAUGUUGUUGAAAAAGUACCAGUUCCCCGUCGCUUUGCCAAUUAUCAUCCAAGCGUUUGGGGAGAUCAUUUUCUUGCGUAUGCUUCUCAGCAUAAGGAAAAAUUCUUCGAAGGAGAGGGAGAGCUUCAACGGCUAACAGAAGAGGUUAGAAAGAUGUUAACUGAAACACCUGACGAGUUUCCUGGAAAGCUAGACAUGAUAGACACCAUUCAGCGUCUUGGGGUGUCGUACCAUUUUGAGAGUGAAAUCGAGGCAUCAUUGCAAAAGAUUUUCGAUGCCUACCAUGAGUUGAAUCACAAAGAUGGCAAUGACCUCUACACUAUUGCUCUUCGUUUCCGAUUACUCAGACAAAAAGGUUUUCAUGCCUCUUGUGACGUGUUCAACAAAUUCAAGAACCCGAAAGGAGAUUUUAAGGAAUCUCUGACGAGCGAUAUGCGAGGAAUGUUGAGCUUGUACGAAGCAGCAAACUUUGGACUACACGGGGAGAAGGUUUUGGACGAAGCGCUGAAAUUUACUUCUGAUAACCUUGAAUCCUUGGUUCCAAACUUGAGCAAUUUUCUUGCUGCACAAGUUGUUCAAGCUCUUAAGCUGCCGAUCCAGAAAACUUUGACAAGGCUGGGAGCAAGGCAGUACAUAUCUCUCUACCAACAACAUGAAUCACAUGAUAAAUUGUUGCUUAAAUUUGCAAAAUUGGAUUUUAACAAAUUGCAGAAGUUGCAUCAGAAGGAACUAGGCGGUCUAACAAAAUGGUGGAAAGGCUUAGAUGUUGCAACGAACUUGCCAUUUGCAAGGGACCGAUUGGUGGAGUGCUACUUUUGGAUUUUUGGAGUGUAUUUUGAGCCCAAAUAUUGCUUCGCUAGAGAAGUGCUAACAAAAGUAAUCUCCAUCACUUCUAUCAUUGACGACAUUUAUGAUGUCUAUGCCACUCUGGAUGAAUUAAUCAUUUUCACAGAUGCGAUAGAACGGUGGCACAACAAUGAAUUGGAUCGAUUACCAUCUUAUAUGAGACACUGUUACCGUGCCUUGCUGGAUGUUUACAAAGAAUUCGAGGAAAACUUGGCCAAGGAAGGCAGAUCAGAUAGAGUCAAUUAUUCAAAAUUAGAGAUGAAAAAGUUAGUGAAGGGAUAUCUUCAAGAGGCCAUAUGGUUCCACAAUGGCUACAUCCCAAAAGUUGAGGAGUACAUGAAGGUUGCACUUGUCACAGGAGCAUACAUGAUGCUAGCAACAACUUCCAUGGUUGGAAUGGGAGAUUCUUUGACUACACAAACUUUUGAUUGGGUAACAAACGAACCAUUAAUCGUUAGAGCUGCAUCAGUCAUUUGUAGAUUAAUGGACGACAUGGCUGGACACGAGUUUGAGCAGGAAAGAGGACAUGUGGCCACAGCUGUUGAGUGUUAUGUGAAUGAAUAUGGGGUUACAAAGCAAGAGGCAUUUGAUGAAUUUAACAAACAGGUAGCCAAUGCUUGGAAAGAUAUAAAUGGGGAAUGCCUCAAUUCAAAUGCAGUGCCUAUGGCCGUUCUUGAGCGAGUUAUGAACCUUGCAAAGGUCAUAAAUCUGUUAUACAAAGACGAAGAUCAGUAUACGCAUUCUGCGACCAAGCUCAAGGACUUGAUUACCGCUGUGCUUAUAGAUCCAAUCCCAAUAUGA
This is a messenger RNA of Coffea eugenioides, 1653 nucleotides long. RefSeq names its product (-)-germacrene D synthase-like. Gene Ontology annotation, biological process: diterpenoid biosynthetic process. Gene Ontology annotation, molecular function: magnesium ion binding; terpene synthase activity. NCBI's taxonomy places the organism in Eukaryota, Viridiplantae, Streptophyta, Magnoliopsida, Gentianales, Rubiaceae. The record is from RefSeq and is a predicted model, not a curated record. The transcript has 7 exons. The coding region runs from base 1 to 1653 and encodes 550 amino acids.